Molecule: messenger RNA, 9091 nt
Organism: Gigantopelta aegis
Lineage: Eukaryota; Metazoa; Mollusca; Gastropoda; Neomphalida; Peltospiridae
Product: repressor of RNA polymerase III transcription MAF1 homolog
Exons: 7
Coding region: 560-1270 (236 amino acids)
Biological process (GO): negative regulation of transcription by RNA polymerase III
Cellular component (GO): nucleus
Molecular function (GO): RNA polymerase III core binding
Source: RefSeq, a predicted model, not a curated record
ACGAAUGGUUAUUUUUAGCAUCAAGGAAAGAAGUUGUUUUGAGAAGAAGAAAAAGAGGAAUUUUUGUUCAUAAAGUUUGAUCGCAUUUCUGACUCUACAGUGAGAUUUGACAGUCUUGUGAUUACCUACCAGCACCGUAGACCACAACUGUCAUUCUGUGGAUAUUUGUUAUAAAAGCCGAUCGAAAUAGCACAAAAACAUUUGACAGCUGAUUUGCCAUCAUUUGGGUUCAUUUAUUCAUUGACUGUGAAUGUGAUGGCGAUUCUUUACUUACAAAAGGAAAUGGUGUUUGUUCAGUGUGUACCUCCCCACCAGGAUCAAGAUUACAGUAGACACAAACUCAUAUCCCCUACAUCGAACAUAUUUGUUUUGAACAGUAUAGCUUGCCCACCGUGUUCUUGUUGCAAUUGCUAUUAAAUGUUUUAUAGGCCUAUUCAAUUGAACCCCCCCAAAUCAUUAAAUUAAACAAAAAAGUGUUAACUUUUAUCAAUAAUAUAUCAUCUACAAUCUAUAUGUGACUUGCUGACAACGGUAAUAAAGAGACAACAUCCACAUCAACAUGAAGUUGCUGGAAAAUUCAAAGUUUGAAGCAGUGAAUUCAGCUUUGUCUUUUGACCUUGAAAAUUGCAGAAUUGAUGGGAGAAUUGAAAGUUACUCUUGUAAAAUGGCAGGGAAUGACAAACGCCUUUUCAAGAGCUUAAAUAUCGAAGCCAACGAGGGUGGUCACGCAACUGCUGGUCUGCAGGCCCUGUCCCCUCCCCAGAGUGCUUUAUCACACAGCCCGGUCAGACAGUACAGCCACAGUUAUGAAGUUGAAGGUUAUCUGUGUGAUACCAUUUCCACAAAGACUCUGUUUUAUCUCAUCUCCACCCUCAAUGCAUCAUUCAACCCGGACUAUGAUUUUAGCAAUGCCAAGAGUGAGGAGUUCAGCCGUGAACCAAGUGCUCAGUGGGUUGCCAAUGCGAUUGAUACUCAGCUAUUUGCAACAGUGGGUGAUUCCUAUGGAUCUCUAAAACCUCUCCUGUGGACAGCCAUUGAUGAAGAAAUCAAUCUUCAAGACUGUGAUGUGUAUAGCUACAAUCCUGACCUUGCCUCAGACCCUUACGGUGAAGAAGGAUGUAUCUGGUCAUUCAACUACUUCAUCUACAACAGAAAGAUGAAACGCAUUGUUUUCUUCACAUGCAGAUCAACUAGCUCGUCGGUUCCGUCUGGUAAUUCGGAUGAUGGUGCUGAUGUCAGUAUGGACAUGAUGGAUGAUGACGACAUUUGAAUGAUUUUGAGAUUUAUCACGGAAUCACUCUCCGAACAAAAUGUUGACACUGCACCCAGAAUCACUUUGCAGGCCAGACAUUGGAAGUGACAUGAAGAUACUUAAUACAUUUUGGACAUAAAGCAUUUUUGUUUGUUAUUUGUAUGGUCUCAGGGUUAAUUUUUUUAUUCCUGAAAUAGUAUAAUAUUAAAUAUUGUUCAAUCUAACGUGUAUUUCAAAGUAAAUUUGCAAAAAAUUCAAAUGUUGACAACCACGUCAUUUGUUUUGUUGUAUUUGUUUUUGCAAGAUAAUUGUUAAUUUGGCAAACCAUUAGCAAAAUUCAUCAAAUUGUUAUUUUCCUGUAAUAAAAAAUUAGAUUAUAUGUUUCCCUCUCAUAUUUAAGUAUAUAUAGGACUGCAUUAUCUGACAAAAGACAUCAAUGAAAAGUAUUUCUUUCGUUUAUCAGUAGGUAUAUAGGGCAGAGCUAUGUUACAAAAGAAAGGUAUGAAAUAAAUUUGUAUCUUUCAUAUGGUAGAUGUCAUUGUGUUUAACAUUGGGAGUAUUACUUCAUUGGUAAUAUGUGUUAUCAUAUUAAUGUGAGUUGGUGAUCAUAGACAACAGCAACUGCCCCCUCCUCCCCACCCCCACCCCCACCGAGGGUACGGCCCUGCAAUCCAAGAGGGAAACACAUUUAUUCCUACAUUAAAAAAUUUGAUACUGUUCAUAUCUGGUACAAAUACACAAUGGUAAUUGUGAGAAAAAAUCUAUUACAGUAAUAUGUUUAGUGACGUCAUAUUAAUGUGAGUUGGUGAUGUCAUUAGGCAACAGGUUUAGAUCGAUAUUUAGCCAAUUUCGACAAAUCCACAAGCCUUUGGUCCCGGCUAGAUAAUUUCUGGUCUGGGCUAGUUGAAAUUAUCACCUAUAUUACUAUAAUACUUGUACAUAGGGCACUAGCCAAACCUGUGAGGAAUAGUGACUUUCUCAAACAGUUGUUGAAUACUGCAGUUUGCUAUUUUACGGUAGUGUGGAUUAAUUCGCACUUUAUGUUAGUUCAGAAAUAACAUGUCCUACACAUAUGUUGCAAGAAUAAUCAAAACAUUUCAAUAGUUUUUUGUUGUUUUUUUCCUUCCUUUGAUGUCUUUUUUGAGUUUUACAAUUCAUGUAGUUUGUAUAUUUUAUUAUGUGUUAUAUUUUUACAAAAAGUCCUGUCCAGUUAAUAGUGUUAGUAAUUAAUCUUUUGGAAAAUAUAAAAUGUGGCACAAAAAAUAUUGUAACAUUUAAAAAAUUUAGCAGGAAUUUCAGAACUCUAGAUUGUUCACAAUAUUGGAAAAUGGCAAUUUUGAAAUGUAAAUGAUUUUAAUUCUAUUUUGACCAGAAAACCUUGGUCACUGUAGCAUUUAUUUUUAGAACUUUUUGUUCCAAAUUUUAAUUAUGACAGGUAUUUGUUGUAAGUGAGGUAAUAGAUUAAACAGUGUUCUUUUGUAUAUAAUUUGUAGUGUAUAAAAUGGUAUUAUGCAUCAUGUACAUAUACUGUAAUUUUCUUUUGUAUGAUACCAAACAGCGAUGUUUGUUUCUUUGUUUGUGCUGGAGUAUCAUUUAACGUUUUGUUUAGUGGGGUGGGGUUUUUUUGGUGGAUUUUUUUAUUAAACAGCAUUUGAAUGAAUUAGUUACGUGUUACUAAAUAUACACAGUACUAUAAAUAUACCAUCAAAACAUUGUCACAUUUUAUUCCUAUUAUAUACAGUUAAACCCCUCGUAAACUGGACAAGUAAAAAGUCUGGUUUUAAGAGGCAUCUAGUUUACAGCGGUUCCAUUAUUUAUUGAUAUUUUAAAAAAAGGAACCGAAAAGUGCCCAGCUUAAAAGGAAGUCUGGUUUACAGAGGGUCCGGUUUAGAGGGGUUUCAUUGUAUAAACCGUAUGAUGCUGGGUAGUUACAGUGAGAAAUAAUCCUGGCUCUGCUUUCAAAAAUUUGUAGUGAUUAAUGAAUGAACAAACUUGAGGUUGAAGAAGCGCAAAAGUAGCAAUUAAUUUUAAUGAGUUGUUUGAUUUAUUGGUCUUAAAUUUUGUAAUAUUAAAACUAACUGAUAAUACCUUUCACGGGCAUAAGAAGGUGUCAAAAAGUGUGUGUGUGUGUAUAUUAAAAAAAACAUCGCUGCUGCUACGCCAGUGCCUUUUCAAACAGGGACAGCAUAUUGUGAUGCAGUACCAAACGUUAUUACCCAUAUGGUUACAAAUAUCUUGGUACAUAUCAGGGUGUAACGUCCCACUAGAAUGCCAAAUGGGACGUAACACUUCGAUGUCAUACAUUGACGUCAUUGAUAGGCGCACCACAACCUAACAGGAAUGUAAACCAAACGUUAUUACCCAUAUGGUUACAAAUAUCUUGGUACAUAUCAGGGUGUAACAUCCCACUAGAAUGCCAAAUGGGACGUAACACUUCGAUGUCAUACAUUGACGUCAUUGAUUGGCGCACCACAACCUAACAGGAAUGUAAACCAAAUGAGUUGAGUGAUAUAAAUUAAGAUUGAUUAUGAAUCAUAAAUAGGAUAUUAAACUCGCUAUCAUUUCAUAUCAUGUCUAUGUCCCUUGUAAAAUAAUUUCAUUGUCACUCGCUAAAGCUAAAAUUAUUUCACUCUGAACAUAAACCUGAUUCGAAACGGAAGCUUGUUUAAUAUCUUAUAAUAAUGUUCCAUGUCAAACACUGGAAGGGAUUAUAAAUGUAUAUAUAUAUAUAUAUAUAUAUAUAAACCCCAUAGUAAAUAAACAUUUCUAUUAAAAUGUCUUAUGGUCUUACCAUACAUGUAUGUUGAUUAGUUUUCAGUAGGUUGCCGUUGGUUACUUCUGGGGAUUGUUUUGAAAGAUUGUGAGAAUAAUUUUGCCUUAUUUAAAUAUGCUUCUCUGGACUUGCCAAGAAAAGAAAAAAACAUUCCUUAUUCAUCUUUUGUAACUGUUGAAUCCAGAUUUUUACUGAAUAUGUGUGUAUUUCUUUUCUACAUGUACUUUUGUUUGCGACUGAUUUUAGUUUACGACUUUGCAUGCAUAUGGACAGCUGGUUUGUUCAUUCACUGUUAAGUUGUAGAAUUAGAGAUAGACUGAUAUUUUUUCUCAUUCAUAACAAAAGCUGGUGCACUUGUUACAGUUAAACAAUUUAAGUUUAUGGAACUACAGCACAUAUUUCCUAACUAUUGUUCACUUCCUCUGUCUGUGACUUAUAACACUUUUCUUUUGAUUGAGAUAUUUCCAUUGACAUACACUGAUACACGCAUUACAGUGAGUCCGAAAUGUGGUGAAACAGCCACAUUCUCUGAGUCUUGUUCUGGGAUGCCCUCCCACCGACAGUUGUAUGUACACACAUACAACACACACACACACGUACCACAACAUACAUACACACUCGCACAUAAAUAUAAGGACAUACUAAUUUGGUGAAACAUGCAACAACAUACUUUCAGUAAACUACAUGUGUAAGCACUAAAUUUUCAAACAACAUACAUUUUCUUGUUUUUAGAUUUAAUUUACAUUUGAUUAACAUUUCUUUGUUAAUAGUUCCUAAAUGUUAUAUUAUGGAAACAAUUUUGAAAUUCACAUGUACUUUUUACUGCACUGAAUUAUAAUUUGCAUGCAAAUAUACAUGUAGCUAUAAUAUUUGUUCAUUGAUAAUACAUGGUUUUUGUUUAGUAUCUUUUGUACAUUUACAGUAAUUAGUGCAUGAUGAUUUCUGGCCGAAUAGUAUUUGUUGUAAUAUUUGCUUUUUAAUGAUGAGUUAAUAUUUGUCAAAUCCUUCAGUCUGAUUUGUAGACUGCUUGUGUAGAUUUACCCACUGUAUUGAUAGUAUUUGGGUUGUAAUUUAUUGUAAUAUUUGCUUUUCAAUGAUGAGUUAAGAUUUGUUAAGAUCCUUCAGUCUCCUUAUGUAGAUUCAGCCACUGUUUUGAUCGUCGUUAGGUCAUGCUUCUUUAAAGAAGGAAGAUGGUUAGAAUGUUUACCAUGAAACUGGGAGCUUUUGUUCUGUCGGCCAUGUUUUUUUUUUGUUAUGUUAUGUAGUGGAUAUACAUGUAGGCCUACGGUCAAACCUGUAUAAACAGCCACCUUAUUAACUGAAAUCACCUAAUACUUGUACAACUUUGGUGAAAACAUUUUUUUUUUUUUUUUUUAAUUUCUGUCUUAGUCCCAUCAAAAAAAAACUUCCUACCUUGUUCUUUGAUGAAAGACUAAAUAGUAAAUUGUUACUUUUCAAGAAUUUACUGGAUUUUUUUAUAUUUAUUUUUUACAGGGUGUGUGAGUGGGUGGCUUGUUUGAUGUUAUUUCCAUCCCCAAUUAAGAACAGCAUUACUUGUAUAAGUCAGCCACAUUACUAUACUCUUUCAAAUGCUAGUAGUUGCUAAAGUCAGUUUUGACUGUAUUAUAAAAUAAGUUGCCAAUGUUUGUGUCAUUGUGAUGCUGUUUAUGUUGUAACUUUCCCAUCAUAUGGCAGCUGUAUCGUUUUGGUCAGGGUAGCCUACUUGUGUUUACUCGUUCAAACAAGCAUUCUGAGAGUACUGCUGAAGCUGGCCUGGGAACUGUAUUAAUGUGCCCACAUCCACUUACAGUUCAGGCAUGCCCAUCCCGGACUUAAUCUCUGACAUUGCCAGUGACUAAUUCCAGGACAGGAGUGGGAGGGGUAAAGUUUGAGGUGAGAGGAAAUUUGAAAAUUUUAAUAAAGGCGAGAAUAACCAUGUCUGGUCAAACUGAAAAGCCAAACAAAAAAUUUGAGUGCUCAUCUAAAGUUUGAAGAUGAUUUCAGCAAUUUAGACGGACUGUCAAAAAUAAAGGGUAUCAAACUAUUUACAACAAAAAAAAUAAACAAAGUUUUGGAAAUGGCGGGCCAAAAACUGCUGAAGCAAUACAUAUCUCUUACUGUUAAGUUCAAGGGCCAUAACUCUGUCAAAAAUGGGCAAAUCCCCAUGAAAGUCAAACCUAUACACAAAAGCAUUGUGGGAAAAAGUCCAGAAAUCUGUAUGUGGGACAGGACAGAGACGAAAUGUACAGUAUUAUCCGGUUGGGACCAAUAGGAAACUAAAAAUAAUUGUAUACUUCAAAACAUAAAAGUGUUUUUUUUUUGAAAAUCUUUAUGACUUUGUCUAGGUGCUUAAAAAUAAGAGUUGAAAACACCAAAAAUACCAGUCAUCUGUCUUUAACUAUAUGUUGGUCAUUUAUGUAACGCAUGAUUAAAAUCUAAAAUCUACUAUCAUACUAAAAAUGUUUGCAGUAUUAUUUAAUAAUAUAUGACGUUUGUUUUAUUAAAUAUUUAAUCAAUUUAAUUUAUGUAUGAAACAGCCAUGUGUUAAAGAUGUGAUCAUAUAAUAUACUAUUGGUUGUUUUUGAAGAUUAAUUUAGUCUACUUGAUUAAUUCAGAUAUAUAUUCUUGAAAAACAUUUCUAUUCAUGAGGUGUUGUUUUCAUAUCUUGAUACAUGUUGGAAUACUUCCAAGUUUCAAAAUGUAUGUACUGUAACUUCACAUAGCAUUUUACCAAUAACUAAGCUUUGUUGUGUGUGUGUUUGUGUAUAAAUAUAAAUAUUGACAAAAAUGUAUAAUUAACAGAAGUGUAGGUAAAACAAAACUGAGUUGGGAAAUAUUAUUUUGAUUCAUAUUAUGUUAACUUGAAGACUACACGUAUGGUCAUGUUGAAGAUAUAUGGCAUUCUUUUACUCUUUAUAAGACAUUCAUUUAUCUCAUUAAUUACAAGCUAUUUAUUAGUUUUCCAUACAGGUUUUAUUCUCGUUUUUUGUUUGUUUCUUUGUUCAUUCGUUUGGGUGUUUUUCAUCAUUAUACAUGUAUUUGUUUUUUUGGGUGUUCAAGAACAAACGUCUUGUGUAAAUAUUGUUCGGUGCUGACUAUAUUAACAGAUUACAGCCCUCAGUGGCGGAUCUAAGUUUUGUGAGAGUUAUAUUUUUAAUGUAUUUUUUCAUUUUGUUACUCUGUCACUGGAUCUGUCACUGGCCCCACCAAGUUGAGAUAACUCAUGGUUUAGCUAAGCUAGUUUACAGUGAUCUGUUCGUAGUUACACCGUAACUGGAGUGUUAAACUUUCAUUUUUGAAAAAAAAACGUAUAACGAACAGGAGCAUGAAAGUAAGUGUGAACUCCAUAGAAUGUGGAGAAGAGAAAAAUCGUGCUCCUGAAAAUUAUAAGACUUACAGGGAAAGUGUGAUUUGUUCCAAUGGGUGUAGUAUAUAUACCUGUACAUUUAGCACCGCUCAGACUGUACCUGGGUGUGUGCAGAUGUGCUGCACUUGUGUGUUGACGCCUAGUCAAAGCAGACGUCUGAUGUGAAACGUUUUGAGUGACGUGGCAGUUAUUCAAGGGAUUGCACAGCAGUUGAGUAGUGCUAUGAUGUCAUGAACUGUAAUCGGAAGCCUUAUUGAAUGGAUGGACGGACGUUUAAUAAUUGAUUCUCUAAGCUUCACUGAACUAUGGGAUGAAACGGCAGCAUCUUGUAUGAUCGACCAUUAGUCAAUAUUAUUUGAGAGGUUUUGGAGAGCUGUCGUGUUUGUGGCUAUCUAGAAUUCAGCUGUUGUGACAGUUAUUUGUAUGGUACAUUUCAUUCAAGCUGGACUUCGGGAGAAUGAUCAGGUAGUUUUUCUUUUUUCAGUACCUGUUUAGCAAAGUUUAUACAUAGUCUAAAGCUACAGAAAAUGGUUUAGAGUGUGUAAUACCCAUAUGUAAGAAGUAUGGGAUUUGUAAUGUCCAUUUUCAGACACUUGAACUUUACAUAGUCUAAAGCUAUAGAGAGAAAGGUUUAGAGAGUGUAGUGUCCAUAUUCAAGAAGUAUGGGAUUUGUAAUGUCCAUUUCCAGACACUUACACGUUACAUAGUCUAAAGCUCUAGAGAGACAGGUUUAGAGAGUGUAAUGCCCAUAUUCAAGAAGUAUGGGAUUUGUAAUGUCCAUUUCUAAACACUUGAACGUUGCAUAGUCUAAAGGUUUAGAUAGUGUAAUGCCCAUAUUCAAGAAGUAUGGGAUUUGUAAUGUCCAUUUCCAAACACUUAAACGUUACAUAGUCUAAAGCUCUAGAGAGAAAGGUUUAGAGUGUGUAAUGCCCAUGUUCAAGAAGUAUUGGAUUUGUAAUGCCCAUUUCCAGACACUUGAACAUGUAUAGAAAUGUGUUAUUAAAAAGGUGUUUGAAUUCUGGUUUAGUGUUGAUACAAAGUGCUCCUACUGGCAGUAGCUAGUGGGAAUUUCCUUGUUAGUUCUGUUGGUAGAGCACUGGACUCUCGUACUGAGAGUCUGUGGUUCGAAUCUCCUCAGUGGAGGUUGAUUUUUCUGUUACACUCAUAUUUAGUGACGACUUGGAACUGCAUGCAGUUCGUAUUAUGGCAUCAUUGUAGGGUACCUUUGAACAGGGGUUAAUAUAUAUAUAUAUAUAUAUAUACAUACAUACAUACAUACAUACAUAUAUGUAUAUACAUGUAUGUAUGUAUGUAUAUAGGCACAAAAAAUUAAUGUAGCAUAUACGUGUACAUGUAGUGUUAGUAAUGAUUAAGUGGGGAUUUCUUAGUGAAGAUUCUCGUUCACCUUUGCCUAGUGCAGGGAGUACGAGGACGACUUGAAUAUAUUGAAUGGCUGUUCUAGGUGUUUUAACGUGCUGAAUUUUCCUGAUUUUAGUUUGUUCUGUAUCCAUAUUCUUACUUUUCAUACUAACAUUGUACUGGCCACUGGCAGGUUUUUAUCUGUAUAUUUAGUUUUAUUCCAUCCUGCAUUACAUCACACAUGUAUCCGUUUAUUCAUGUCCAUUAUAUUUUAUACUUUGGUAGUCAUUCUGUAAAUAUUUAUUAUAACACUAAAAAAAUUAAACGUGUGAUAUUCAAA